AGCAAGUGAUUUUUAGUGCUAUUAUUGAUAAAAUAAUAAUAAGGUCUCUUGGUUAGAGAUACGACGAAAUGAAAGGAGAGAAAGAGGGAGAGAGGUGUGUGGUGGGACGAUAUAAAAGCUCUGCCUAUUCGCCAGCGAAGACGUAUUUCCGAAAAAUAGCAGAUGGGUGGCUUACAAAGCAGCCAAGGAUUCCCUUCGCAACGACUAGGCCAUCUUCGCACAUCGAGCUCACCAUUGCGAACGACGAACACGACUCUUCCACAGAUAUCUGACGCUCUAAGAAAGA
Molecule: messenger RNA, 286 nt
Organism: Serpula lacrymans var. lacrymans S7.9
Lineage: Eukaryota; Fungi; Basidiomycota; Agaricomycetes; Boletales; Serpulaceae
Exons: 1
Coding region: 69-272 (67 amino acids)
Source: RefSeq, a predicted model, not a curated record